Molecule: messenger RNA, 2782 nt
Organism: Piliocolobus tephrosceles (Ugandan red Colobus)
Lineage: Eukaryota; Metazoa; Chordata; Mammalia; Primates; Cercopithecidae
Gene: HIGD1A
Product: HIG1 hypoxia inducible domain family member 1A
Exons: 4
Coding region: 147-428 (93 amino acids)
Biological process (GO): mitochondrial respirasome assembly; negative regulation of apoptotic process
Cellular component (GO): mitochondrion
Source: RefSeq, a predicted model, not a curated record
GAUUGGCUGGGACGGUUGUGGGUGGGGAGAAGCCGGCCGGACAGGUUAAGACUGCAGGGAUCCGAAGACGGUUGGCGUGUGAGAGGUUUUGUCGCUCUAGAACCUCAUAGAAAUUCUCUCUCAGGGUGAUUCUUCAAGCAGUCACUAUGUCAACAGACACAGGCGUUUCCCUUCCUUCAUAUGAGGAAGAUCAGGGAUCCAAACUUAUUCGAAAAGCUAAGGAGGCACCAUUCGUACCCGUUGGAAUAGCAGGUUUUGCAGCAAUUGUUGCAUAUGGAUUAUACAAACUGAAGAGCAGGGGAAAUACUAAAAUGUCCCUUCAUCUGAUCCACAUGCGUGUGGCAGCCCAAGGCUUUGUUGUAGGAGCAAUGACUGUCGGUAUGGGCUAUUCCAUGUAUCGGGAAUUCUGGGCAAAACCUAAGCCUUAGAAGAAGAGAUGCUGUCUUGGUCUUGUUGGAGGAGCUUGCUUUAGUUAGAUGUCUCAUUAUUGAAGUUACCUAUUAUUGUUGAAAAAAAACUAAUUUGUAUGGAUUUAGAUGGUAACAUGGCAUUUUGAAUAUUGGCUUCCUUUCUUACAGGCUUGAUUUGCCUGGUGACCGAAUUACUAGUGACUAGUUUACUAACUAGGUCAUUCAAGGAAGUCAAGUUAACUUAAACCUGUCACCUAAAUGUACUUGAUGGUGUUGAAAUGUCCACCUUCUUAAAUUUUUAAGAUGAACUUAGUUCUAAAGAAGAUAACAGGCCAGUCCUGAAGGUACUCCCAGUUUGCUGCAGAAUCUCGUAUUUUGGAUGUUGUAUAAGAGUCCUAUUUGCCCCAGUUAAUUCAACUUUUUUCUACCUAUUUUAUGGACUGUCUGGCUCUGUUAGAACUCUGUCCAAAAAGUGCAUGGAAUAUAGUUUGUAAAGCUUCCCACAGCUGACAAUAUAUGUGCAUGUGUUUAAACCAAAUCCAGAAAGCUUACAAUAGAGCUGCAUAAUAGUAGUAUUUAUUAAAGAAUCACAAUUGUAAACAUGAGAAUAACUUAAGGAUUUUAGUUUCGUUUUUUGUAAUUGCAAAUUAUAUUUUUGCUGCUGAUAUAAUAAUUUUUAAAUGUCAUCUUGAAAUAGAAAUACGUAUUUUAAGCACUCAUGCAAAGGUAAAUGAACACUUUUUAAAUGUGUGUGUUGCUUAUUUUUUCCAUAAGAAUUGUGAAUAUUGAACUGAACAAAUUACCUGUAAUGGAUUUGAUUAAUGACUUAUGAGCAAGCUGGUUUGGCCAGACAGUAUACUCAAACUUUUAUGUACUACAGAAGGCUAUCACACUUGUGAAAUUCUCUUGUCUAAUCUAAAUUUACAUUCCAUGGCGAUAACAUGGUAUAUGUAUUGUUAUUAAAGUAGGUGACCCAUGUCAAAUGUGUUGUGUUUAUUUCAUGAGGAAGAGCUUUCUGUAGAGGAACAAAUUUGAGAACAAGUUUUAGGAAAUUGCCUUUUUUGUUGUUGUUCUCUAAUCAUGUUCUGCUUUCUGUUUUGACGAUUUUAAAAAUAUUUUACUCUAUGGUGUGUUUUACUUUCUUUUGUGAGUAACUUUUGUUCUAUUGAUUAUCCAUAUAAAUUUUUAAUUUUUUUUUUUUUUAUUUUUUGAGAAAGAAUUAUUCUCUGGUGCCUAGGCUAGAGUGCAGUGGCACGAUCUUGGCUUACUGCAACUUCCACCCCCCAGGUUCAAGUGAUUCUCCUGCCUCAGCUUCCCGAGUAGCUGUGAUUACAGGCAUGUGCCAACACACCUGGCUAAUUUUUGUAUUUUUAGUAGAGACGAGGUUUCACCAUGUUGGCCAGGCUGAUCUUGAACUCCUGACCUCAGAUUAUCCACCUGCCUUGGCCUCCCAAAGUGCUAGAUUACAGGCGUGAGCCACCACCCCCAGCUGAUUAUCCGUAUAAUUACGACACUCUUCGAUUUAUUUUUAGUCACCAAUAAUUCCUUUUGAGAAAUAUUUAAGCCUAGCAUAUUUCUCUCUUCCCUCCUUCUCUAUUAACCAGUUCUGGUCAAUAAUAUUAUUGGAUUUUACUCUUACACUGUUUGUUUGUUUGUUUUGAGACGGAGUCUUGCUCUGUUGCUCAGGUUAGAGUACAGUGGCGUGAUCUGAGCUCAUGGCAGCCUCCACCUCCUAGCUUCAAGCGAUUCUGAUGCUUCAACCUCCUGAGUAGCUGGGAUUACAGGCAUGCACCACCAUGGCCAGGCUAAUUUUCGUAUUUUUAGUAAAGGCGAGGUUUCACCAUGUUGGCCAGGAUGAUCUCGAACUCCUGGCGUCAAGAGAUCUAUCUGCCUCAGCCUCCCAAAGUGCUGGGAUUACAGGCAUAAUCUACCACGCCUGACCUACUCUUGUACUGUUAAAUGUGAUUAUACUUCUUUUUGACUUGUCAGCGUAGCUUUAGCUGAUAUGCUCUGGUGCCCAACUAUCAUUGUAUCAGUGAACUUCCACUUUCUUUCCCUUUUCUCUCAAUUUUUGUUGUAUCAUUUCUACAUUGUGAGGACAUAUAAUAUUUACAUUCUGUUGUCAUCCUCACAUUUCUUAGUUCCACAGUGUAAAUAUAUUUGAAACUCAAACAUUCCCAGUAAUCUCUUGGUCAGCUGCAAUUAAUGAUUUAACAGUUUCCUUAAGAAAGACUCAUGGAACAAUUUCCCUAAAUUUUUGCCAUGUCAAAUAUGUUUAUCUGUAGCCUUUACACAGUAAAAACAAUUUGGCUAGAUAAUACAAUUCUCAGUUCAUAUUUUUCUUUGGAAUAUUAAAGUGUUGCUAUAGAGAA